UCCUCCUCGUUCGCCUCGCCGCGCUCAGAAACGAAAGGAAAUCCCAAAUCCCGUUACAGGAGCAGCGGCGGAGGAAAAACAAAAGGAAAGAAAAAUACCGUUGCCCUCCCGUUCCGUUCCGUCCCGUAAAACCCAGGGCCCGAGGGGAGAGGAGAGGAAGCAUGGGAGAAGAGACCCUCGUGCAGGCCAUGCCGCCCGCGCCCCACCGCCACCACCACGUCCACCCCACCGCCGCUCCCGAUCCGGCCGCCGUCAAACGUCGAUGCGACGAUCCGCGGGCCGGGACCGACGCGGGCGAGGGCACGGACGUGUACUACGCGCGCAAGAUGCUGCAGGGCGUGGUGCUCCGCCCGCCGUCGCACCUCCCGCAGCCAGAGGCGCCGCCCGGCCUGUCCCUGACCAGAGCGGCAUCCACGCCGGCGCCGCACGGGCACGUGGAGCGGCCCAACUCCGCCGCGGCCGUGGUGGACGUGGCGUCCAUCGGGCGCUUCUUCCGCGACCGGCGCGACGUGCUGUCCUCGGCCAUCAACCGCCGCAUCUCGUCGCUCAAGGAGACGUCGUCGGCCCCGGCGCCGGGGGACGCCUGCUACGGCGUGCAGGAGAUCCACCUGCCCAACGUGAAGGUCACGGUGCGCCUCAAGGAGGCCAUCGCCGCCGACGCGGAGGAGGACGACGGCUACGGCCACUCCUUGUCGGGCAGCCACAUCAAGGGCCGGGUCAGCUUCUUCUCCCGCUCGGGUUGCCGCGACUGCGCCGCCGUGCGCGCCUUCUUCCGCCAGUCGGGCCUGCCCUACGUGGAGAUCAACCUCGACGUGUUCCCGGAGCGCGAGGACGACCUCGCGUCCCGGGCCGGCGCCGCCGCGCGCGUGCCCCAGAUCUUCCUCAACGAGAAGCUCCUGGGCGGGCUCGUCGUGCUCAACUCCCUGCGCAACAGCGGCGAGUUCGACCGGCGCGUGCGCGAGCUUGCCGGGAGGCGGUGCCCCGACGCGGCGCCGAGGGUGCCCGUGUACGGGUUCGACGCCGGCAUGGAGGAGGAGAGGGAGGACGCCAUGGUGGGCAUCGUGAGGGUGCUCCGGCACCGGCUGCCCAUCCAGGACCGGUUCGUGAGGGUGAAGCUCGUGAAGAACUGCUUCUCCGGCGCCGACAUGGUCGACGGCAUCGUCAACCACUUGGAGUGCAGCAGGAACAAGGCUGUGGAGAUCGGCAAACAACUUGCGAGAAAGCACUUCAUCCACCAUGUCUUCAGGGAGAACGACUUCGAGGACGGCAGCCAGAGCCUGUACCGCUUCCUGGAGCACGACCCGGCCGUCCCCAGGUACCACAACUUCAGGGGCUCCACCAACGACGGCGAGCCCAAGCCGGCCGCCGCCGUCGGCCAGAGGAUGACCAAGAUCAUGGUCGCCAUCCUCGAGGCCUACGCCUCCGACGACCACCGCCGCCUCGACUACGCCCGCGUCGCCGCCAGCGAGGAGUUCAGGAGGUACGCCAACCUGGCAAGGGACCUCCAGCGGGCCGACGUCUUCGCCCUGCCCGCCGGGGAGCGCCUCUCCUUCUUCCUUAACCUGCACAACGCCAUGGCCAUCCACGCCGUCAUCAGGACCGGCCAGCCGGCGGGCGCCAUCGACCGCCGCUCCUUCUUCACCGACUUCCAGUAUGUCGUCGGCGGGUACCCAUACUCCCUCACGACCAUCAAGAACGGCAUCCUCCGCUCCAACCGGAGGCAGCCCUACACCAUUAUCAAGCCGUUCGGCGCCUCCGAUAAGAGGCUCGAGCUGGCGGAGACGAAGGUGAACCCGCUGGUGCACUUCGCGCUGUGCAACGCGACGCGGUCGAGCCCCACCGUGCGGUUCUACUCCACGCAGGGCGUCGAGCCGGAGCUCCGGCACGCGGCCAGGGAGUUCCUCCUCGACGGCGGCGUGGAGAUCGACCUCGAGACCCGGACCGUCCACCUCACCAGGAUCGUCAAAUGGUACAGCGCCGAUUUCGGGCAGGACAGGGACAUCCUCAGGUGGAUCCUCAACUACCUGGACCCGACCAAAGCCGGACUCCUGACGCAUCUCCUCAACGACGGCGGACCGAUCAGCAUCGCCUACCAGGACUACGACUGGUCCCUGAACGCCUGAACCGAAUUCUGUUUCUCUUUGGAUAUUGGCAAAUGGUCGAUGGAAGAGAAUUACAGAUCAACCGCGCGUGGAGCUUAUUACUAGCAAUUAUACGUACUUAGCUACAAGGAAGUCUGAAGGUGUACAUAUAUACUAUGAGCCUCUUGUAUGGUUUCCUGCAGGGACAAGUUUGUCUCGGGUAGGGAAAUGCACUGUAUUGCAUUUUUCGCUACGAAGAUGUUGGAUACAGUUAGUAUGCAGUUUGACAGUGAAGUAAAUUUAGCUUGUGAAA
Molecule: messenger RNA, 2394 nt
Organism: Hordeum vulgare subsp. vulgare (domesticated barley)
Lineage: Eukaryota; Viridiplantae; Streptophyta; Magnoliopsida; Poales; Poaceae
Exons: 5
Coding region: 162-2123 (653 amino acids)
Biological process (GO): intracellular signal transduction
Source: RefSeq, a predicted model, not a curated record